This is a messenger RNA of Drosophila erecta, 944 nucleotides long. RefSeq lists its product as uncharacterized. Lineage: Eukaryota; Metazoa; Arthropoda; Insecta; Diptera; Drosophilidae. The record is from RefSeq and is a predicted model, not a curated record. The transcript is spliced from 4 exons. Bases 94 to 933 code for a protein of 279 amino acids.
CAAGUUCGAAAGCUUCACAUUUAGUCAAACUAGCUGAAUUCAGAUAUUUCUUACUCCCAAAUUUUUCAAUCCGUAUUUACAUUCUGCAAUAUUAUGUUCCGUCGUGGAUUAAAAGCAUCGGGUUUCCGACCUCUCGCGGAGUUGAUUAAUUUUUAUUGGCGCAACGCUUCCGGGAAUUCCCGGAGAAGGUCAAAGUUCGUGCCACGCCCGAGCCUAGCUGCGAAUAUCGACCUCCCAAGCUGCCCAACACUCCAGCGGAUCCCAAUCAGUGAUGACGUUAAUAAGAAGGAGGAUACGGCCUAUUACACAUUCAAAAUUGACCACGAUCGCGUCCAGGAAAUGUGGCAAAAGUCCAGAGUAGGUGCCAAAGAGCAGAACAGCCUGCGUGGCUAUCAGCCUGCCAACAACGACGAGAACUCCGAUUCGGAGGAAGUCAUCAGUGCCCUGGACAAAGUGAGGCGUAUCGAGGAGCGGCGCAAGAUCCACAACAAGAUGCGCAGCCUCAUGGAGGAGCAGCUGAAGCUGGACGAGCGCAUCCAGGAGGAGCAGGAUCGCUUGGUCAGGAAGGAGGUUCUCGUCGAGCGGGAGCCGUCCAGAAAGCAUACACCCAAGGAGUACUCACCUGUUCGCAACCGGGAGAAUUGCAAGCCAGAUUCCUGGGUUUCAGCUACCGUUUUGGCGGCCACGGGAAAAAUGCAGCACCAUAGAUACAUGCAGGCUCCUCCCAGGAUAAACCCAAUCAAGGUAGAGACCGAGGCUCAAUCGCAGAGCAAAUCCCCUCCAGAAAAUCCGGCAAGCGACACCACAUCUGACCAACCCAAUCAGACCAAUGCCGACAUGCCCAAUCGAUCAGAAUGGACGAAGACCGUCUUGGAGAUGCACAAAAUGCGUGCCGAGGAGUUGGACAAGCUCCGGUCAGUGGAAAUUGAGUGAACUAUCCGCUC